UGAUUCAGCUUGCCUGCACCGUCUAUUUUUGUUGACUAUAGCGCAUUACAUAUAACAUCCCCGCCUUCCCUCUUGUUCGGCACAAGAAAGUUUUUCCACAAAAUAUAUCCAAGCAGCGGUAACGAAAUAUGCCUUUAAAAUACAGUGACAUAGAGUGGAACGGGCAACCGGUGGUUUGGUACAUCGUGUGUCGUAAUAUCGACUUGGCCUCUGGAAAAGACUCGGAAACACCGUCCGUUCAUGAUGCUGAUGAAGAGGUUCAGGAGAUGUGCGAUGAUUUUAAAGAUGAGGUCGCAAGAAGAAUCAAAACGCGAAUUGACGAUAUCCAGGCAGAGACCUUUGCUGUACAGGUUGUUCACUCUGGAAUACACUUCUAUAUAAAGGCGAGCAUUUCGAGUAAACAGUGCGUGCACUUAAGGAUUCAUCGUCCGUUCAGUUACAGAGGUGAAGAGUCGACGUUGGAGGCAGUACUUGCUAACCAAGGACCGCAAAAAGCAUUAAAUUACUUCUAAGGGUUUUGGUAAAUGAAAUACACACAACACAAGGUUAUUAAUAAUACUA
Messenger RNA from Dendronephthya gigantea, 561 nucleotides. RefSeq names its product cystatin-B-like. NCBI's taxonomy places the organism in Eukaryota, Metazoa, Cnidaria, Anthozoa, Malacalcyonacea, Nephtheidae. The transcript is spliced from 3 exons. Gene Ontology annotation, cellular component: cytosol. The record is from RefSeq and is a predicted model, not a curated record. Gene Ontology annotation, molecular function: cysteine-type endopeptidase inhibitor activity. Bases 129 to 512 code for a protein of 127 amino acids.